AUGCCUCAGAGGCACAAGAACAAGUACCAUGCCCAUGUGAAAUUCCACUAUCCCCAGGAGGCCCAGACCAGUGCUUCUGCAGCCCCCAAAGAGGAGUGCCCCUCCUCCCCCUCGUCUGUCUCUCAGGCUUCUCCCCCGAGCUCCCCUGCUACUGGAGAUCACCAGGAGCUUCAGGAAGCCAUGGCCCCUAGCUCUCCUGAUGCAGAGCCUUCCUGUGCAGAAUCUGAUGAAGGAACCCAGGGCCCAGAGGAGGAAAGUGCAGGUGCCUCCCAGGCAGCCUCUGCCACUCAGAGCCUUCUCAUAGAUCCUCUGACCAGGAAAGCCAGUAUGCUGGUGGAGUUCCUGCUAGAGAUAUACACCAAGAAGGAGCCCAACUCGCAGCACGCCCUGCUGAAGGUCGUUGGCAGGAAGUAUAGGCAGUACUUCCCUGAGAUCCUCAGGAGAGCCUCUGAACGCAUGGAGCUGGUGUUUGGCAUGGAGCUGAUGGAAGUCGACCGUAGCAGGAACAUCUACGCUCUCAUCAACAAGCUCAACCUCGGGGAUGAUGAAGGUCUGAGUGAUGAGAAGUGUCUGCCCAAGUCUGGUUUCCUCACUGUGCUCCUAGGGAAUAUCUUCAUGAAGGGUAAACUCACCACCGGGGAGGAUGUCUGGGAAUUCCUCAGUGUGUUGGGGGUCUAUACUGGGAGGAAGCACUGGAUCUUUGGGGAGCCCAGAAGGCUCAUCACCAAAGAUAGGGUGCAGAAGAAGUACUUGAAGUACCGACAGGUGCCCAAUGGUGAUCCUCCGCACUACGAGUUCCUGUGGGCCCCGAGAGCUUGUGUUGUGACCAAUAAGAUGAAGGUGUUGGAGGUACUGGGCAAGAUCCACGAUACGGUCCCGACUUCCUUCCCAGACCUCUAUGACGAGGCUCUGAGAGAUCAGGCAGAGAGAGCAGGGCUGAGAGGUGCGGCCAGGGCUCCAACAAUGACUGAGGCCUGUGCUCCUUCCAGGGCCAAGUCCUACAGCUCCUCCCACAUCUAG
Capra hircus (goat) is the source of this 1020-nucleotide messenger RNA. Its product is annotated as melanoma-associated antigen B4-like. Gene Ontology annotation, cellular component: nucleus. Lineage: Eukaryota; Metazoa; Chordata; Mammalia; Artiodactyla; Bovidae. The transcript has a single exon. The record is from RefSeq and is a predicted model, not a curated record. The coding region runs from base 1 to 1020 and encodes 339 amino acids. Gene Ontology annotation, biological process: negative regulation of transcription by RNA polymerase II.